AUGACGGGUGCAUUAGAUGCGGAUGACAACGUGGAAACUUACUAUCUCAAACCUCCAACGUUCUCUAAGAAGACCAAAAAAGAAUGGAAGAAGUCAGGAAGAGGAAUGAUGGCUGCUGUUUCCCCAACUGGGGGAGAGGUUGCCAUAUGGGUCACCAAAAAGACCGGAGAUGAUCCGAAUAAACCCCUUUCAUUGUCUGAUCCUAGGAUAACAAUGCCGGACCGAACGGUGUACUUCGCAUCACACACCUCAAUUCCCAAUCCAGUCGUCACCCUUUAUACAGAGUCAUAUACUCUCUUCACUUCUCUACAAAGAAUCGUAGCCUCUUCCAUACGACUACCGUCGAUAGGCGUAGGAGCCGAGGCAUGGGAUAAGAAGGGUAAUCUGAUAGGGAUCGAAGGUCUCAUGGGACCUCCGGCAGCGGAAACUAUUGGACAUAUGAGAAGAUUGGGAAUGAUGUAUGUGGAAGAGCUCGCAAAGGUCCGUGAGGCGGAGGGGCUGGAAAUAGCAGUAAAGAGCCAUUUCAGCGCGGUAUUUUACGUCCUACAACUGGCCGUGAUCCUGUAUUUACCACCUGAUGGAAGAGGGGAAGGUUUGUUAGGAGAAGAGCUGUUGGACUGGGUGAAUGAUGUGGAUCCUGCACCCGACAACAUCCAAGGACAGGAGAUCAUGCAGGUGAAAGAACCCUGGUCUCAUCCCUCAUUCUGGCCAUAUAUCAUUCGGUGUAUCCUGCGAGGCUUUCAUCUCCCUGCAUCCUCAUUUCUACGUACUUUAUCAUCUCACCGUCAUCCGCCUAUAUCGAAACUCGGCAUGUUACUCUCAACCCAUCUCUCUCUUUUCCCACGCUCACAUAACACCGCCGCAUACCCAUUAGAUCAUCAGUUCCUCACCGCUCAUCGGAAAUGGGUCGGUCGGUUCAAGGCCGAGCUGGCAGCGUUCAUCGGGGGAAGACCAAAGGGUCAAUGGUUAGAAGAAACAUUGCCGGGAGGGUCAGUGGGUGAAACGGGCAAGUGGUCGUCUAACGAGAGAGAUUUUAGAACCGUGAUAGAAUUGAUGGAGGGAAAGCCGGACCGAGUGCUGGAAGAAAGUGCCGAUUGGCGAGAAGCCGUUGGUGCAUGGGGUAUCUUAGUGGACGUGGGCUUAAGAAGAGAUGAUCUGCCCGAGGUCACCGAUAGGAUAUUAGCAAAAAUACCGGCAGACUCGACAGUGUUGGAUGAUAAUAUUCAAGCCAGUCUCUGUUCAGGAGAUAUCGUCAAGGCCCUCACUUCAUGUCACGAGCUCGACGUAUGGCUUGCAGCGCAUUUGAGCGAUAUCUUUGACAAGCUGGUCAUGAUACCUGAUGAUGAAGAACGGUUUGAUAUGUCUUUACGAGAUUACUUCCUUCUAGAAUAUACCGACCUCCUGCAAAAUAAUCCCAAACAUCUCGCUUUCUGGCGUAUCAUCGCCGACUAUCUUUCUGCUGCUGGCGAUGAAGGACGAUGUCGAUUACGAGAGUUCAUCCUGCAUGUCAGCUUAGACAGUGACAUCACACCUUCUCAAAAGCCUGACUCGGUUUCAUCUAUCGCUCCUGCUAAUCAGAUGGAUGGAAUGCAAGUAGAAGAGGUGGAUCCGGUGGAAGAGCACUUACGCAAAUUCGCCGAAAUCAAAGAAGCUUGCGUCGAGCUCAAAUUGGAGGAAGAGUGGCGGAUAAUCAGCGGCAUUUUGGCUGAUCGGUUGAUGAGGAAGAAAGAAUUUGGGUUGGCCGCUACAAUGUGUUUGCAAGCUGAAGACGGGGGUUCUUUGUCCAGAAUAGCAGAGAUAAUAUUGGAUACAUAUAUCACCGAUGGGGAAGAAGAAUUCCUGAGAUUAGUCGACACUCUUCCCCCUUCACUCCUUAAUGACGCACCCCUCGCUUUGAAAGGUUUGGACGACGACUACGAACUGAAUGGUGGUGGAUUGGCCGUCUCCGUCUUCGCAUCCCGUCUGAUGUUCUUGGCCGAGUUCAGGGACUAUUUGCUUUUCUUUGGACAAGGGGUGCGGGAUCAAGCGGCUUCACGAUUAGUGGGAUUGUUGACUUCUGGUAUCGCGCCAAUACGUUUUUGGGCCGUUUUGCUCGUAGAAGCUAUUCCAUUGUUGGAAGACUCGGAGAUACUAUUCACUUCGAAUGACACAUUCGAGCUUUUGCGUGUACUGGAAGAAAUCACUUCCAAUUCGACAUAUGCGCCAACCGAGUACUUGGCCCAACUGGGUCAGCUCCUACUCCGUCUUUCCAGUGAGAUCAAGUUAUCUGGGAAAAUGACCACGGAAAUGAACGGUAGUUUGGACAAUUCGAAAGGAAUGAUAAAGAAGACACAGGGUUCGGAGGAUGGGAUUUCAUUAGCCAUUAGGAAAUUGGAGGAAGCUCGUUUAGCUUUGGCUCGUAAUUUAGCCAGGGCUUUGGUAGUGGGGUUUGAUGCCCCUUUUUAG
Tremella mesenterica DSM 1558 is the source of this 2445-nucleotide messenger RNA. RefSeq lists its product as uncharacterized. Gene Ontology annotation, cellular component: nuclear pore outer ring. Gene Ontology annotation, molecular function: structural constituent of nuclear pore. The record is from RefSeq and is a predicted model, not a curated record. The transcript is spliced from 9 exons. Gene Ontology annotation, biological process: protein import into nucleus; positive regulation of DNA-templated transcription; mRNA export from nucleus. NCBI's taxonomy places the organism in Eukaryota, Fungi, Basidiomycota, Tremellomycetes, Tremellales, Tremellaceae. Bases 1 to 2445 code for a protein of 814 amino acids.